Molecule: messenger RNA, 1393 nt
Organism: Dioscorea cayenensis subsp. rotundata (Guinea yam)
Lineage: Eukaryota; Viridiplantae; Streptophyta; Magnoliopsida; Dioscoreales; Dioscoreaceae
Product: disease resistance protein RGA2-like
Exons: 2
Coding region: 45-1370 (441 amino acids)
Biological process (GO): defense response to other organism
Molecular function (GO): ADP binding
Source: RefSeq, a predicted model, not a curated record
UGAUCCUAGAUCUCUCCCUUCAACACUGAGAAUUCCCUGUGGACAUGGCCUUCUUGUCAUCCAUCCUUCAAAUAACUAGCAGGUUAGUGGCUGCUUGCAGAGGAUCACCUUCAUCAUCAUCAUCACCAUCAGAUAAUCAGAAAGUUAUUGAGGAUGAGUUGAAAGGGUUGGAAAUGAUACUAUGGAAUAUUGACUCAGUUCUUGAGGAUGCCCGGCAAAGAGAGAUUAGAGAUGCAUCAGUCAGGCUCUGGCUUAAGGAACUCAAGGGCAUUACUUAUGAUGCCGAGGACAUCCUUGAUGAGUAUGAGUAUGAGUUGUUGCAGUGUCAAGUGGAUAGCAGAAAUGUUGCUGCUGCUGCUUCAAGGAUUUCUCGAAAAAGAAAAGAUAUGGACAGCCAGAAGGAGCAAGUAUGUUUUUGGCAGACUUCAGUUAUCUCAAAAGUGCCAUCAUUUCCUCAUUAUAUGCUUGAUAGGAUUAGGAAGAUCAGAGAGAGGUUUAGUGCGAUCAAAAAGGAUCGGAGUACAUUGAGCUUAAGAGACCUCGGUCCAAGACGGUAUGAUUAUGAUGAUGAUGAUUCUAUCAAGCCACUUUCACCUAGUUCCUUUGUAGAUGAAUCACGUGUUUUCGGAAGGGACGGUGAUAAAGAAAAACUCAUUGAGCUUCUAUUUUCUGAUAUGAAUAGCAAAUUCUCUGUCAUUCCCAUUGUCGGCAUGGGAGGAUUAGGGAAGACAACGCUAGCUCAACUUAUUUAUAAAGAUCGAAGAGUGCAAGGAUACUUUGACUUGAAAGGAUGGGUAUAUGUAUCAGUGCAUUUCAGUGUUUUACGGCUAACUAAGCUAAUCAUUGAGACACUGAGUGGCCAACAGUCUUGUGCUUUUCUUGAACUCAAUAAGCUUCAGUCUGUUUUAAGUGAGAGUGUGGCAGGAAAGAAGGUCCUCCUUGUCUUAGACGAUGUUUGGAAUGAAGAACAGAGCCCUUGGCAGUUGCUACAAGCCCCCUUCGCCAAUGCCAAUAUUGUUAGGAUAAUUGUGACGACAAGAAAUAGCUCAGUUGCCCAAGUCAUGCAAACAGGAACUUCACCUUAUCAACUAGGGCUUUUGUCUGAAGAACAAUCUUGGUUACUUUUCAAACUUUAUGCAUCCGCAAGCCAAGAACCGUUGUUGCAAUUUAUAGACAUCGGCAAACAAAUCAUCAAGAAAUGUAAAGGCUUACCAUUGGCACUUAAGGCACUCGGGGGUAUCCUUCAAUAUAAGACAGAGGAAAGCAGUUGGUGGGAUGUUCUCCAGAGUGAUCUAUGGGAAUUGGAUGAAGCUCAAGCUGAGAUUCUACCUGCAUUGAAAUUAAGCUAUAGCCGAAUGCCGUCAUACUAACCUAGAAAAAUUAUGACACUUGU